CGACCACAUCCUGGUGCCACAUAAGACGGUCCCAGAGAAGUGAUUUGAUACGAGUGCCAUUGGUCAUAGAUUGAUCCUGAAGUAUGGACUUGGAACAGAACAUCCGGGAUGUACAAAAUGCUAUUCAGCAGCUAGAGGCUAUAAAGACACACUUGGACAAGAAUACUAGUGAAGUUAAGAGUAACCUAAAUACCACAUUCCUUCGUCACUUGCGGUCCUUGUGGAACCGACAAGUAUUCCUGGCUAAUCAGGUGGACCUCAUUCACAGCAGUAAAGAAGAAGUGCUACAUCGUCAGCUAGUACGCCUUCACAGUCUCCUCACCAGUCUGCAGAAUCAGUUACAGGGAGCAGGAGGCAACAUACUCUUUGACACGAAUGACCUGAGGCCAGAAGAGACUCCCUACAUCAGUUUUAGGGCUGAUAGUGCCUCCCUUAGGGAUGCUAUAGUCAACUAUGGACGUGUGGACCACACAGGGUUUCCUCUAACAUCACAGUUCAUGGACCCACGCAGCCCAGCAGCCAGUUUGCCACCUCACUUUGAGGACUACGAUGAUGCAGAACACCAUAUCCUCUACAAAACUGUGGAAGAAAUCAAACACGCCAAAACCAAUAGCCACAAUAUUGAUGUCCAUAUACCAAAGCUGUCUGCCCGCCCUGAGGACUGGCUGACUCACACCACUGCCACAACUUCCACUGCAACUGCCUUAAAACCAACAUUUGCCUUCCCAACUUUCAGUAGAGAUCCCACUGAUUGGCUAAAAUCCUCGCCCUCUACUGAAGUGUCUGGCUCAGGUAUGCAGCCUAUCAUGUCAGUUAUCUCUCCUAACCUACCAGAUACUUCUCCAUCGGUAUCGAUUUGCAGUGCAUCAAGUACGACUUCUGGACGAUGUACUCCUCGAGGGAUCCCGACUGUCACCUCCUCUGCCUCCAGUAUUGACACUUGGUUACUUCAGAUCAAACAGAACCCAGAUAUGGAGGAGGAAGAUGAUUUUGAAAUUGUUGAUGGGUCAGCAUCUUCAGGAGUGCUUGACAUUGAGGAUGUUGUUGAUGAACCCACUGGGACCACUCCCACAGUAGACCUAAACCGAUGGACUGUGUCACAAAGUUUGUGCAAGUUAGACUCCCAACCAACAGACAUUGAUCAGGCAAUUGGACAUGAUGUAAUGGCCAGUUACCUUGCUAAAAGGGAUGAUGACAUAUCAUUGUGGCUGGCUCCAAAACAGAAGACAGGUUGCUGUGGUGAUUCCUGCUGUGACAAACCAACAAGCUCUUUUGAAAUUGAGAAUCUAGGCAACUGUUUAGCUGACAAACUUUGGAUCAAAUUGAGCAGCAACAAAGAGAAAUCUGAGCAAAUCAGCAGUCUAUGUAAAGCCAAUGAACCAUGUCAGUCCUUCGACGACUGUUUAGGAAAACCAUCCUGCCUUGAGGAACACCAUGGUAGAGUCGGUGGCAUGAAUGCAACAGAUUUGCCAGGUUUCAGUAUCUUUAAACAUAACAGUGAUGACCAGAAAUGGCUUGCCAAUGGAGGAAAGAAUGUUGGACCAACAACCCGAUGUGUCGGAUUUGGACAUUUCACGGAGGCCAGUAAGGAGAUCAAUAACUGGUUACUAAAUGAAAAGGACGUCUGUAGUCAACCCAACAUAUCAGGUGAGAUGACCUUCUCAGCAUUCAGUGAGAACACAGACAACAAGGUUUGGCUUCGCCUGGAUGAGGCAAACAGACUACCACCAGCGAACACUCCCUUGCAAUACUGUACCACUUGGGACAAACUGACUAAACAACAUGGAGAUAUAGGUAUUGACCAAUGGCUUCUACCACCCUGUGCCAAUAGCAACGCUGAGAUGGGCAAGGUUUUACCAGACGUUGACCAAGAGAUCUGGCUGUCACACAAAGAAAGCAUGGAAACUGAAACACUUUCCAAGGAACAAGUCAUGGAAAUUCCCUAUACUCAGGAGGACAAUAAGUUCUGGUUGUAUGCUUAAAUAUGUUCCUCAUUCCUGGUAUAUUAGUUAUACUUGGAUUAAAAAUCAAAUUGUUGUUGACUUGAUCCAGUUUCUUGCGUGAAUGUGAAGACAGGCAAUGAUAUACAAACCUUGUUAUGUCAAACUCGGCAGGACCAUAGGAAAACUUCAAGAUAACCGAAUAUCCAAUUUAAGUGAUUUUAAUGUUUUGUGUAAAGUUAGACAGGGACUGACGAAAUGCUUCAAAUAAAACAGAGUCUUCGAAUUCUAAGAGUUUGAGAUAACAAGAUUUGACUUUACUUACAUUCAUCUUUAUUACAACUUUAGGAAGUGGUUCAACAACCAAAGUAUUGUAAAGUUAAACUUAGUGCAAUGAAGAAGUAGUGAUUCUAUGUUAAGAUUAAGUUAGAUAUAAAAUUGUUUAUCCUAAGUCUGUAAUCAAAAUGUUUUCUUAAACUGUAUGUAAAAUACUCAGUUUCCAUUUCAAACAAGCAAAGAAAUAGACGAAUUUCAUCAGUCUCCUGUGGAGUUCAUUCAAAUAAAUUAGUAUGAUUUUUAAAUAAAAUCUUAACAUUCUGAAAAUGAUUUUAACUCGGUCAGAUAACUAUGUUUUCAAUAAUGCUGCCUUGUAAUUUACUGUGUUUUAAAUGUUGUUUUUAUGGUAACAUCAUAAUAGUUUUUUUACAGAUAAAGUGAUACAUGUAUGUGAAAAAUAAGAUUAAUUGUAAGCAAAUUAAUUGUACACAGAAUUCUGUAAUACUAAGUAUUGUAAGACGGAUGUCUACUACAAUUUCAAUGUUACAGUAGCACAGCAUUUAAGGCUUUCUGUUGCUGUUUUGGAUUAAAGAAAACCUCACUAGGGAAAAAUAACAGAACACAAGAAUGUGAACUUCUGUUAUUGACAGUACAUAUGUUGCAUCAUUUUGUGCAAGAUAUCCACAUUUAUGUGUAGUAGUAUUAUUUUAAGAAAGAUGUCCACUUUUUGUAAUAGUACCUCCACCUUUAGUACUUUGUAAAACUUGUUAUUUUUAUGCAUUUCAAGGAUGCAAACAGGAAAAUAUUUCAAUGCUUUUAUUUAAAUUUUUAUAUAAAAAAUGGUGUGGUACACUUUUGUGAAUAACUAUUUAAAUAUAUUGUAAAUGCAUUUCUAUGUCAGUUGUCUGAAUUAAUGCAUUUCAUUUUCAAUGUAAAAAGCUGAAGAAUAAGGAAGCAGUGUCAUGUAGACGUAGAAAAGACUUGAACCUUUACAAGAUGAAAGCUGUCAUAGUUAAUAAGCAUUUAAGAUGGAAUUCUGUACAUAAAAGUAUACAUGCAGUAAAUCACCUUGUGAUUGCAGUUGCAUUAAAGUACAUUAUGUAUUAAAUAAUGUGUAAACAAGUGUUUCCCAAGUUUACACAAGUGUUGUAUAGAGAUCACGCAAGUUUUACCCAAAAUUUGAUGACAGUAAAUUGAGAAUUUUUUCCUAUAUCUUGAAUUUAACAUUGCCUUCAAUGUGUUCAUGUUUCAAACACUGCUUCCUUGUGAUUCAUUUCAGUCAGCGUUAAUCUAUUGAGACUGUGAUAAAAAUAUUCCUGUAGAAUGGAGUUGUACAAUAACUUUAUUCUAUAAUGUCAAGUGAUAUGUCCCCAUAGCAAGCAUAUCCCCACCCCCAUUACCCUACCCUACCAUAGUGAAUUAUGUUUCUUGGGAAGAUGAGAAUUGGACCAAUUUGUGCCGAUUUUGUUGUAACCUUGGGCAAGACAUUUUAAUCACAAUACUCUGGACGGCAUGCAACAGCCUCUCAUAUGUUGUUGGGUAAGGUAGACAUCUGAUUAUAAAAAGAGACGUCACCUCACAAUGACUCUUGCCGUUGAUGAAGUGAUAAACCCAGCAAAUAAACAGAGCAGUAUUCUGUAGUAAAUAGUCUGAAAUAUCCCUCUCUUGCCACCAACAUAUCUGUUAAGUCGGGACAGUGUGGACUUCACAAGGUAUUCUUCAUCAUCACACUGAUUAUAAUUCCCUUAUAUAAGUAGUGUUGAAGUUUUUGUAUUAUCAUUGCAACUAUAAAACAGACAAAAUGAUGCUGAUUCUGUUGAAUUGAUUCAUUCAUAAAUGCAUUUGCCGUAGGAUUGUGAAAUUGCAGAGAACAUUGAUAAUAAAUGUUAUAGGUAAUUAACCAUUGAUAAGUGGAAACCUUUAGAUAACGUUGAGUGAGGUAUGAUAUUGAAUUUUAAAUGUUUGUUUUAAAAACAUAGAAUUCAUGCCCUCAGAUACAAAAAUCAUCAUCUGAAGUCAAUCUGUUACGCAUUAAAUGUCAGUGCAGUAUGAAGAAUAGUACAGUGGAUGUUUUUCUGAAGAUUUUGUGAAACGAAGUAUCCGUUCCAAAUUUCCAUAUGAUAACAUAAUUAUUGUCUUUAUUAGAUAUGUUUAUCUAUUAGUGUAUGGUAUUGACCACAUACUGUUACAUAUGAAUAUUUAUCAACUCCUGUUAUGAUUAUAAUAUUGACUUUUGUAAAGUCUAUACACAUCCAUCACAACCAUUAUGUUGAUGAAUAUCCAUGGCAGCUGAAGUUGUUAUGGGAACUAGUCACUGUGCUUACCAUAUUUUCCUGAUUAUAAGUCGCACCAGUACCCAUUCCUACGAUAUGGUAACCAUGAUGUUAACCAAAGUUUGUUGAACAAAGGAAGGCAAUUUAUCAGAUCAUCAGUCAAACAUUUAAUAAAGUUUGCAAAUGAUUAAUGCACAAAUAAUCAUUUGUUUUAUUGAUGUAUUUUCUGAAUAUUCAAAAUACAUGAAAUAGCAAAUAUCGAACUAAUUUGCCAUGAUCCAUUUCAGUCCCAAACACAUGGUAGGCAGGUACGCUUUGCUGUCUCGUACUGGUAGGCCUUUUUUUUCUUUUUUUUAUGGCAUUCUGACGAUUUUUUUCUCGUCCAAAUAUAAGCUGCAUGCCCAACUCGUGAGGAAAAAAGUUGUGUCUUAUAAUCCGGAAAAAUACAGUAGUUAUCUUUAUUUGACACACAGACACUCAGCAACACUAGCUGACACUUACCUUUAGCUCCACUGCUUGCACUUAACGCUUUCUGCAAAUAAUAUCAUAAAGCACAAGUUGAUAGAUAUAAAGAUAUUUUAUAUGUAGAAUAUGAAAUUGUAAAUUAUUUUUGAAAUAUCAGAAAUGAUAUUGUGUAAUAGUUUUGGAUGGUUUUCCAAUUGAUAAGAGUAAAUCUGUCCAUGUGAAGGGUCAUGGUACAAUUUUGUACUUUUCUUGAAUUUCUGUACAUGUCAAUUUUAGUCAUUAAGCAUUGUUUAUUAUUUGUACAUUGCCCUGUUUCAUGAAUGUGCCCAGGAGCUUACUGAAUUCUUGGAAUUGAAAUUUUCAUUUCAAGGGGAAAAUGAGAUUUUCUGAUCUCUUGGAAUUGGUUAUUAAAAAAAAAAAAAUUGUAACAUCUAAUCUUAACAGAUCCCUACUCCCCCUGGAUUUCCCCUACUCCCCCUAGAUUUCCCCAAUUCUAAGUAGUACUUGUUUUGAUAUUAUAAUGCAAAAACUUGGAUAAUAAUAUUAAUGAGAAAAGUUUCUUGAAUUUCCUUUACAUUAUGUAUACAUGUAUUGAUUUUUUUAAAACAUUUCAAUGGAAAACUUGUUAUACUGAAUGACAUAAAAGAACAUUCGUGAAACAGGAACAAGCUACAGUGAUACAUAAUGAUGGCUGCAAGUCAAAAUGAUGUAGAGGAUUUACAAAGAUGUGUUAAUAUGAUGCAGAGAAGUUUAAUUUAAAGAUACAGACAUAGCUAGGAUGGCAUAUGAAAAAACUGUUGAAAGUUACAGAUGUGUUAAGGAAUAAAGAUGCAUAUGGUCUACACUUGUUAAUUGACAAUUUUUGGGGGAAAGGAGUUGAUAUACUUUGUACAUGUUUAACUGUUGUUAAAUAAAUAAUCAUUCUCAAGAUAA
This is a messenger RNA of Ylistrum balloti, 5887 nucleotides long. RefSeq names its product nuclear receptor coactivator 4-like. Gene Ontology annotation, biological process: intracellular iron ion homeostasis; response to hormone. The transcript has 7 exons. Bases 84 to 1982 code for a protein of 632 amino acids. Lineage: Eukaryota; Metazoa; Mollusca; Bivalvia; Pectinida; Pectinidae. Gene Ontology annotation, molecular function: transcription coactivator activity. The record is from RefSeq and is a predicted model, not a curated record.